Molecule: messenger RNA, 950 nt
Organism: Ipomoea triloba (trilobed morning glory)
Lineage: Eukaryota; Viridiplantae; Streptophyta; Magnoliopsida; Solanales; Convolvulaceae
Product: CASP-like protein 5C3
Exons: 3
Coding region: 218-802 (194 amino acids)
Cellular component (GO): membrane
Source: RefSeq, a predicted model, not a curated record
GACAGAGGAAGAAGUGUUGACGCCAUUUCAUUUCUCUCUUACCGGUUCUUUCUUUCCGACAAUUUAAUGUCCGUCCGUCCGUCCUAGUUAAAAACAGCUCGAAAUUCUUUUAAUGUUACCAGCGUUCUACCAUAUGGAGUUCUGGGUAUGUAGCAUUAGAUUACAAUCCGUUACAGCAGUCUCAAUAAAUUCCCAAUUUUUCCAUAAUUCCUGAGGGAUGGGCUACGUGGCACGCCCCUUCCACCCGACUAUUGAAUUGCAACGCCCAACGCUUGGAAUCCAGAUCAUCUUCACCGCCAAGACGGGGCUGUAUGUGUUGUGGCAUGCAGCAGCAGCAGCCAUGGAUCAUGAGGUGCCGGGAGCUUUUGGAACUAGUGCUAGUUUGGCUUUGAGAUUGGGGCAGACUAUCUUCUCUAUUGCGUCUCUGAUUUUCAUGUGCUUGGAUGUUGAGUUCUACAGUUAUACUGCCUUCUGCUUUUUGGUGACAAUCAUGGGUUUACUGGUACCAUGGAGCCUCUCGUUAGCAAUUGCAGACAUGAUCUGCAUAUUCUUCAGGCGUCCAGCUCUACAACCGGGACUGAUAUCCAUCCUCGUAUUGGGAGACUGGGUGCUCUCGUUUAUGUCUCUCGCUGCAUCCUGCUCGGCUGCAAGCGUGGCAGACUUCCUGCUCGCUUCCAGCGCCUCCUCCUGCAGCGCGUUCUUGUGCAACCGAUACCAACUGUCUGCUGCCAUGGCCAUCUUGUGUUGGUUUCUCGAAUUCAGCUCCUCGCUCUUCAACCUGUGGCUUCUUCCAUCUCUGUAAGUACUUUGACAGGCAGAAUUUCGAAAACAUCUUGCUCGGGGCAUCUCAUCUGGAAACCAAAUGUAAUUGCUUAUAGAAUUGUUCAGAACAUGAUGUCACUGCAGCAGAGUUUUAAAUCAGAUCAAUUUAACCUUUUUUUGUUCAUACA